Oncorhynchus nerka (sockeye salmon) is the source of this 8967-nucleotide messenger RNA. Its product is annotated as protein argonaute-3-like. The transcript has 19 exons. Bases 565 to 3201 code for a protein of 878 amino acids. Gene Ontology annotation, molecular function: miRNA binding; single-stranded RNA binding; RNA endonuclease activity. Gene Ontology annotation, biological process: regulation of stem cell proliferation; regulatory ncRNA-mediated post-transcriptional gene silencing. Lineage: Eukaryota; Metazoa; Chordata; Actinopteri; Salmoniformes; Salmonidae. The record is from RefSeq and is a predicted model, not a curated record.
GUACUUAAUUAUUCUUGUCUGCUUCACAGCGGUAGUACGGAGAACGUACCGGGGUGUGAAACACAAAUUUGCCGGCAGAACAACACCAAAAGAGCGGCAAAGUGUUCACGUUUAUCGUUCGAAGAACAAAUGUCAAGUAAUUGUUAUUAUCCUGGCAACUGAUGACGAGGCAAAACGCCGAACAACUGAGGUAGCAUUAAAGCCGUUCAGGAAUAGGCGCCGUCGGUCGAGUCUCCGUGAAAUAUUUUCAGAGACUUGUCUUUGAAAAUAAAUAGAUUUGUCUGCUGGAAACAAUUCAUACUCCAACGAUCAUAAUGGAAUACGUCGUUUAACUUGUGCGGGUUGACAACUAGGGAAAUUUGGGAGGACCUCUGGUUAAGUGGACACCGCAAGCGGCCCGUGUCCACAUCAGCGCCAGAAGCCGGGGUGUCGGCUUGAGAGUCUUCGGGUGGAAAAUCUCCAACACUAGAGCUACAGCGCUGACUAAAUAGCGUCGUGCGAACAGGAGCUGCGCCGAUAUUUGACCAUUGGGAGCCGGGGAGUAUCCGGACAGAGACCUCAUGAAUGGAAAUCGGAACUUCAGGAGAUGUUGGGGCCCAGGCCCUGUUCUCAGUGCCACGGAGGCCUGGCUUUGGCACCAUGGGGAAGCCUAUCAAGCUGCUGGCCAACUGCUUCCAGGUGGAUAUCCCCAAGAUGGACGUCUACCUCUAUGAAGUAGACAUCAAGCCCGAGAAGUGCCCACGUCGCGUCAACAGGGAGGUGGUGGACUCCAUGGUGAAGCACUUCAAGGUGACCAUCUUUGGGGACCGAAGGCCAGUCUACGAUGGGAAGAGGAGCCUCUACACAGCCAACCCCCUACCAGUCGCCACAGCGGGGGUGGAUCUGGAUGUCACCCUGCCAGGGGAGGGGGGUAAGGAUCGCCCCUUCAAAGUGUCCAUCAAGUUUGUGUCGCUAGUCAGCUGGCACCUGCUGCACGAGGUCCUGAUGGGGCGCUCCAUGCCUGAGCCCUUGGAGCUGGACAAGCCCAUCAGCACCAACCCUGUACACGCAGUGGAUGUGGUGCUGCGACACCUGCCUUCCAUGAAGUACACCCCAGUGGGGCGCUCCUUCUUCUCCGCCCCAGAGGGUUACGACCACCCCCUGGGCGGGGGUAGGGAGGUGUGGUUCGGCUUCCACCAGUCGGUGCGGCCCGCCAUGUGGAAGAUGAUGCUCAACAUUGACGUAUCAGCCACGGCGUUCUACAAGGCCCAGCCGGUGAUCCAGUUCAUGUGCGAGGUCCUGGACAUCCACAACAUAGACGAGCAGCCACGGCCCCUCACCGACUCCCACAGGGUCAAGUUCACCAAAGAGAUCAAAGGUCUGAAGGUGGAAGUGACCCACUGCGGAACGAUGCGGAGGAAGUACAGAGUGUGUAACGUGACUCGUCGUCCUGCCAGCCACCAGACGUUCCCCCUGCAGCUGGAGAAUGGUCAGACAGUGGAGCGCACGGUGGCCCAGUACUUCAGAGAGAAGUACAGCCUGCAGCUGAAGUACCCCCACCUCCCCUGCCUACAGGUGGGCCAGGAGCAGAAACACACCUACCUGCCCCUGGAGGUGUGCAACAUAGUAGCUGGCCAGCGCUGUAUUAAAAAACUCACUGAUAACCAGACGUCCACCAUGAUCAAAGCCACGGCCCGCUCUGCCCCAGACAGACAGGAGGAGAUCAGCAGGCUGGUGCGGAGUGCGAACUAUGAGGCGGACCCGUUCGUCCAGGAGUUUCAGUUCCGCGUGCGUGACGAGAUGGCUCAGGUGACGGGCCGUGUGCUGCCGGCCCCCGGGCUGCAGUACGGCGGCAGGGCAAGCUUGGAACACUUCAUGUCCCAGCAGAUGAACCCUGCGGUGUCAUUGCAGAACCGCACGGUGGCCACGCCCAGCCACGGCGUGUGGGACAUGAGGGGCAAACAGUUCCACACUGGGGUGGAGAUCAAGAUGUGGGCCAUCGCUUGCUUUGCCACACAGAGGCAGUGUCGUGAGGAGAUCCUCAAAGGUUUUACUGACCAGCUGCGUAAGAUCUCUAAGGAUGCUGGGAUGCCCAUCCAGGGCCAGCCAUGUUUCUGUAAGUACGCUCAGGGAUCAGACAGCGUAGAGCCCAUGUUCAGGCACCUGAAGAACACCUACGCUGGCCUGCAGCUCAUCAUCGUCAUCCUACCUGGAAAGACCCCAGUCUAUGCUGAGGUGAAGCGGGUUGGAGACACCCUCCUGGGCAUGGCCACUCAGUGUGUCCAGGUGAAGAACGUGGUAAAGACAUCCCCUCAGACCCUCUCCAACCUCUGCCUCAAGAUCAACGUCAAACUGGGGGGCAUCAACAACAUCCUGGUGCCACACCAACGUCCCUCAGUGUUCCAGCAGCCUGUUAUCUUCCUGGGGGCCGACGUCACUCAUCCUCCAGCCGGAGACGGAAAGAAGCCAUCCAUCGCAGCGGUGGUGGGCAGUAUGGACGCCCACCCCAGCAGGUACUGUGCCACAGUGAGGGUCCAGAGACCCAGACAGGAGGUGAUCCAGGACCUGGCCUCCAUGGUGCGGGAGCUCCUCAUCCAGUUCUACAAGUCUACCCGCUACAAACCAACCAGAAUCAUAUUUUAUAGGGAUGGUGUGUCAGAGGGACAGUUCAGACAGGUGCUGUACUAUGAGCUGCUGGCCAUCAGAGAAGCCUGUAUCAUGUUGGAGAAAGAGUACCAGCCGGGCAUCACCUACAUUGUAGUGCAGAAGCGCCAUCACACACGACUCUUCUGUGCUGACCGGAACGAGCGGGUUGGACGGAGUGGUAACAUUCCUGCAGGCACCACUGUGGACACAGAUAUAACCCACCCCUAUGAGUUUGACUUUUACCUCUGCAGCCAUGCAGGAAUACAGGGUACCAGCAGACCUUCCCACUACCAUGUUCUGUGGGACGACAACUGCUUCACGGCUGACGAGUUCCAGCUGCUCACCUACCAGCUGUGCCACACCUACGUCCGCUGCACCCGCUCAGUCUCCAUCCCUGCGCCAGCCUACUACGCCCACCUGGUGGCCUUCCGCGCCCGCUACCACCUGGUGGACAAAGAACAUGACAGUGCGGAGGGCAGCCAUGUCUCGGGGCAGAGUAAUGGCCGAGACCCCACAGCCCUCGCCAAGGCUGUUCAGAUUCAUCACGACACACUGAGGACCAUGUACUUCGCCUGAGAGUGGGGUGUUGGGAGGGGUAUUCUGUCAGCCUUGUCAAUCUCACAUUGGACCCCGGGCUGGCACAGCUCUGGUCCUGACAAGGGGAUGCCAAGCUGCUAAAGGCAACAACAACUACAACAGCCAGAGUGGAGUACAGAAACGUUAUGCAAUACGAAACCAGCCAAUCCUCUCCCGGCCUGUUCUCUUCUGCUGUGUUUUUAAUUGAUUAUGGAUUGUCUCUGAUAUUGCUCCUUGAGCUGUGCAAGUCAUGUCCUCGCCUUACAGGUUUGACAGCAGCUCAACUUUUGCUUUGCGUUACUUUCAAAUUGCCAGAGUGUAGAAGACAAGAUAGGGGAAUUGAUAAGGAUGGUUUCAGGGUGUGGGGGCAUAGCAGGUCCAGUGAGGAUCAGUCUUGUUUCCUCAACAAAGUGAUGAAUGAUAUGCUGACUUGUCUAUCCAAGGGGUUCAAUUGUAUAAGUUGUCCUCUUUUACAUGUCUCCGUCAGCUUGUUGUUGUAUGUGCGUCUUCUUAUGUUCUGUAGAAGUCUGAUUGCCAUGAUGAUGCCCGUUUGUCAAGAACGCUCGUGAAUCACAGCUAUGCCAUUUUUCAUACGGCAAGCUGCUCGCCCAGUUACUCUACUCUCUCUAAGCCAAUGGUGACUUACUUGUAGUCAUUGCGACAGUCAAAGUUUAACACUGCAUUCUCUAUCAAUAUCAACAGAGUUGUUGUUUUUUACAUACAGCCACAGCCAUUGUUUUAGGGAUUACCUGUUAAGUACUGUUAGAAUAUCAACCCUAGCCACAUCAUGGACCUACUCAGAACCUUUACAGAGUUCACUGUGGUAGCUACAGAUUUAACUUUUCCUUAGUUUUACUCCUGCUAUUUUAAGAGAUUAGUCUUAUUUAACAUUCAUUUUCAGCAAUAGAACACCGUUAGUUUGUCUGUCAAUGGCCGAAGAGGUUUUUCACAUUUUUAACUAAGGAACUGAUGAUGUCAUGCAAUCCUUAAGUGCAAUAUGUCGUUAAUGCAGAAAACCGGUCCAAUGGCUAACAUGCCAAUUUGAUAUUUUUGGGCCAUUAUGAUCGGACAUGGGCAAGUUAUAACGGAUAAAGAAUGUAAACCGGGCCAAGAGUAAAUGAGUGCCUGUUUUGGGGGUGAAGAAGAAUUUGAAAGACAAAGGGUGUAUUUCUUUUCGUUAGAGCUCCUGUGAGAUAAGUUAGUUUGUUUAGUUAUACAGUCAUAUUAUUUCAUCCAAGCAUUACUGUAAGCAUGAUAUGUUGUCCAGGACUGUCUGGGGUUAGAGAGCAGAGCGUGUGUGGCUGCAUUGAUUCAGUUUCAUGAUUUAGUUUUUAAUGUGAAUUAUUAUUGAGUAUGUAGACUGAGCAAUUGAAGGUGGGGACAGUUAGCUAACGGAUCUGUCUCAUUCAUUUUAACACUGGUGGUAGGAUUCAUUUUGCACUGUUAAAAGUAAGCAUUCAUAUUUCAGAGUUUUAUCAAGCCAUUUUGUCACAUUGUAUUUGAAGGGCAUUGUCUCUCCAUUUGCCUUGCUGUGAAGUAUCCUCCAGGUGAGGCUUUUGAGUUUCAUCUCGUUCCACUUGGACCAAACCAACGUGCCUGGGGUCAUCUGCUUGGGGAAUGGAUUGUAUGGGCCUUGUCUGACUGGGAUACAGUUGAUCCCUGCUCUCACUGCCUUUGCAAAAGAAGCAGCCGCGUUGUAGCAUGGCCGAUGUUUUGCCACACUCAUUGUCCUAUAGCCACGUGUUACCAGAACAAAACUAGCUGCUAUACUACAUUUUUAUUUUGUUCAUAUAUAUUUGUACAAAGAGACUAUAAGAAUGACAAUUUACUGCACUUAAAGAUGCAUGUGUUUCAGGUGAGACACAUGCCCUGGUGCUGAGAGAUGCAGUUUGUUGUGGGGGGGGGGUUUAGUAGACAGACUGUCUCUUGUAGUCAGAGAUUGAGAUUCAUUGGGUGUUUUUCAAGGAUCAGGAGUAACAAUAGAGAGUACUCUCUCACUAUGAUACAGGGGACAUACUUUAAUUCCCAGAGGGUACGAUUGUUUAGUAACAUGGUUUACACCGGUUUGUGGACAUCAAUACAAUACAGCUCCUUCCCUGGGGUUUGUGCGAAUUGUCACAGCUAAAAUUGUUACUUUCUUGCAAGAUGUCAGACAUUACCAGCAUUUGAUUUUACUUGAACAGCAUAGGUAGGAUCUGAUCAACUGCAACUGUGGGCUAAUGUGUAACUGCCCUGCUUGUGUGAAUAAUUUAUGUCUGUACAGCAGUAGUACAGGAAGGAAUUCGCUCUACACUCACGUUGCCACGGAAUCGACCUCUAGACCAAGUGGGUCGGGUUUUGCAUCUACGAGGCAGAGCAUUGGGAGCUUGUGCUGUGUUCGUAACCAAGUGGAAGGUGGGAAUUUACCAGUUGUGAAGUUAUAAAUACCAUUUGGAGGCAUUCGCACAUUUUUGUCUAAUGUCCAACAAGCUGCGUAAACCAUAAACUAAAAGUACAGCUACACUACAUGACCAAAAUGAUGUGGACACCAGAUCGUCGAACAUCUCUUUCCAAAAUCAUGGGCAUUAAUAUGGAGUUCGCCCUCCCUUUGCUGCCAUAACAGCCUCCACUCUUCUGGGAAGGCUUUCCACCUAAUGUUGGAACAUUGCUGAGGGGACUUGCUUCCAUUCAGCCACUAGCAUUAGUGAAGUCGGGCACUGAUGUUGUGCGAUUAGGCCUGGCUCGCAGUCGGCCUUCCAAUUCAUCCCAAAGGUGUUUGAUUGGGUUGAGGUCAGAUUCGUCCGUUGGACUGCUAGAUGGUGAAGAGCGAUUCAUCACUCCAGAGAACGCGUUUCCACUGCUCCAGAGUCCAAUGGCGGCGAGCUUUACUCCACUCCAGCAGACGCUUGGCAUUGAGCAUGGUGAUCUUAGGGUUGUGUGCGGCUGCUCGGCCAUGGACACCCAUUUCAUGAAGCUCCUGACGAACAGUUCUUGUGCUUCCAGAGGCCGUUUGGAACUCGGUAGUGAGUGUUGCAAUCGAGGACAGACUAUUUUUACACGCUACGCACUUCAGCACUCGGUUGUCCCUUUCUGUGCUCUUUUGUGGCCUACCACUUCGUGGCUGAGCCGUUUCCACUUCACAAUAAUAGCACUUAUAGUUCACCAGAGCAGCUCUAGCAGGGCAGAAAUGUUAUGAACUGACUUGUUGGAAAGGUGGCAUCCUAUGACAGUGCCACAUUGAAAGUCACUGAGCUUUUCAGUAAGGCCAUUCUACUGCCAAUGUUUGUCUAUGGAGAUUGCAUGGCGGUGUGCUUGAUUUUAUACACCUGUCAGCAACUGGUGUGGCUGAAAUAUCCAAAUCCACUCAUUUGAAGGGGUGGCCACAUACCUUUUAUGUAUAUAUAAUGGAUCAUGGUUGCAAUCAAAUUAGUGUUCAAAAACCAUAUUAAUAGAUACAUGUUUUGUUUUAUGUUGCACAGGUAAUUUCCUUAGGUGAUGUCAGAGGUCACCAUGUGUGAGAUCGGCUUGAUAGACGAGUUUCACACUAGUAAUUACUAGUUGGAGGGCCAUUCCAGUGGAUUUUCCCCAGUCGUAUGUGGUAAAUUCCCACUUGGUUACGAACGCAGCAUCAUUCUGAGGCAGGGGGGUAGUACAUGGCUAUAUAAUGCACUACUUUUGACCAGGACCCAUAGGCCUCUUGGCAAAAGUAGUGCACUAUAGGGAAGUAGGUUUGCAUUUGAUGUUGAACCAGGCUCCUUCAUGUGUUGCCCCCCCACUAAAAGCUGGACAUCAGAUGCCUUCUUUUGUUAUUCUAAUGUAAUCUAAUAUUCUUAAUUCCGAAAUGGAGAUAUAUUUGUAUAUUUAAAAUAUGGAAUAAUAUAAUGAGCCACUUAUUUUUGCUAAUAAAUUCUAGAAAAGUAGAACAAUAGUGACGAUAAUAAUGAAAUAAAGACCAUAGUGAUAUAGUCACUGAUAAUAAUCCAAAUGUAAUAAUUCAAUAGACUGUUGUUUAUUUCCUGGUUGUUAAAAUUCUAGUAGUUCCCCUAAUUUCAGUUUGUGACAAAACAAAACAUUGUACCAUCUAAACUGCUGUGAAAUAUCUUUUUAAUAACCCAACGAAUUUGCUUUUUGGCUUUUUUAAGCUGGUGUACAAAACCGAAAGUAAACCCGAAACUUAAGAACGGGAAGCCUAGAAAAAGUGCACAUAGAAUAGAUCAACCGCUUUUUAGACUUGCUUUAAAUGACUGACAGAUCUAUAACUCACAUUUCUAUGUGCAUUUGGUCAGUCGCCAAUGAAGUUACAUAUUGCAGCUUUUAAAGCAAAGCGUGUCAUAUCGAAGCUACAUCUGCUGCAUUUAAAUGACCUACUGUGUGGGGGGGGGGGGGCUUGUUUUUUUGUGGCAGCUGUUGUCUUGUGACUGAUCGGAUGAACCUCCUGCUAUUUCCCAUCACCCUCCUCUCUGUUCAAUUAACUAACAAUCUCUGGAGAGUAGCCUAGCUAGCUUCCAUUCAGUAGGUUCCAUUCAUCUCACAGAGCCUGGUCUUCUAGAACCUGUAGUGAAUGUGACCUACAUUUUGAUUGAUUUCCUCCAACAUUUGACUGUGCAUCCCUCAAAGUUUUUCUUGUGGAAGGAGUUAAGUUUUAUCCUUGGACAGAAUAGUCUGUAGACUGUGCCUUUUCCUGAUGGUGCUGAAAACAAGUAAAUCAAAGAGAUCUUACUUUCAAAACGUUGAAGGCAAUAUGCCUAUGUCUACAUUGAUACGUAUAUAUUGAUACAUGACAAUUUUGUGUGGGUGCCUGGGUGUCUGUUUGUGACACUGACAUACAGUAUAAGAACACAAUAAUAUGCAGAACCAACCAGUUUUGAGGUGUCAGGACCAAAAAUGCUUAUGGGGAUGGUAAGGUAGGCAGGCACUCGCAUGGCACAACCAAAAAAGUUGCAUUUAAUAACUGGGCAUGACACUAUAGUGGAUAUUUUAGACUGCCACCCUCCUCAGGUGGAAAAUAGUUUUCUGUAAUGCAUGGGAUUUCCAACCCUGGUUCCCUUUGUUUAAACCUUUAGUAGAUAAUGUUCACUGAUGGUGUUCUACCCAAAGUGAACAGCAAUAAACAAAGUGAUCUUUAGGCUCUGAGCAACUAGCUGUUGGGGUUACACCAGGGGGUGCUUCCCAAAUGGCACCAUAUUCCUUAUAUAGUGCACUACUUUUGACCAGAGUACCUCUUCUCUUGAAUUACUAUCCUGUGAGAGCCACUUUGCAUACCAUAUGCCACAUGUUGAUGCUAAAUUCUUUCAAACACCUUUGGUUAUGUCCCAAAUAGCACCCUAUUCUCUUUUAUAGUGCACUAAUAUUGGCUCUGAUCAAAAGUAGUGCACUAUAUAGAUGGAUGGAAUAGUGCCAUUUGGGAAGUAACUCUGGUGAACCCAACCAUUUAUUCCAGGCCUAAACAAAAAUGCAUUCUAUUUGUUUAGAACCACUGCUCUUGCAUGUAUACAUUUCUUCUCUAUCUUACAGCUAGAGGUUUACAGACAGAGAACAGCAUGCAAUUUUGCCACAAGAAUGCCUGCUUGCCUAGGAAAGAAUUCCUCCGAAAAUCUCCAAACCCUGCACCUCUUCUUGUGGUUGGCUGCAUAUCGUACUUAUUAAUAAGAUGCAAAUGACAAAUUCAUUUGGUAACAAUAUGCAAAAAAAAAAUUGCAAAUACCUUUUUUUGUCUGUCUGAUGCUGUUUAGCCUUUUUAUUUGGUUGUCAUAUGUAAUUGUUUUAAUUAAAACUGUAUGAAAUCUG